CUUUAUCAGGUCGCACAUUAUAAUAUAUUAACGAAUGAAAAUCGAUUGAUGGUAAUUUAGCCCUGAGCUGUCGGUAACGACCGAUAGCUCUAGAUAGCCAGUUAUCGUAAAAUAAAAUACCAGUAGUCACCGUCAAUUGUUUUUUGCCUGUAAUGUUUAAAAAAUAUAGAUUUUAAAAAGAGAAUCAUCACGAUGUUACUUUUAUAAUGUUAAUACCUAAUUAUACAAAAUUGAUUUUUUAACGAAUUGUACCUAAGUAAUUAGGAUAAUAAUAUGAUUAAAUAAAGUUUGAAGUGUAAAAUGAUAUUAAAUGUUAUGAAUAUAAGUUUGGAGGAAGAAAUAAGAUCCUUUUGGGAAUACGUAAAACGUGCUUCUUCAGGAUCAGCUUCGGGAAGAACAGAAAAAGACAUGUCCAAAAUAAUAAUAAUAUCGGCAUUAGUAGCCUCCGUGCUAUCAGCCGACAUUCACCGUUUGGAAAAUCAGGGUCUUCCUGUUAAUCCUGAAGCUGUAGAAACCCAUCCAAUUUAUAAGAAAGCCCGAUCUGAAGAACAUCACCCUGUGUAUAAGGCUGAUAAGAUAGAAACGAGGGAAAAGGUGGAUCUUGGGAGGGGAAUGGGACCAAUCGCUAAGCAUGACAUGUUAGCUGACGAACCGGCUCCUGGAGUGAUGACGGAACCACAGAAUAAUGAAAAUAUUGCACCUACGGGAUUUGCAAAUCCAGCUGAAGUGGCCUAUCCAGACAUUCCAUAUGCUCCUGGUUACAACUACGGGAAUGGCUACGCGGCCCAUGGGUACGACUUGUAUACCAAUAAUCUUGGAGAUUAUUUAUUCGAGCCAGAUACGUCAUCCGUAGGUCUAUUGUGGAGUCAAGUACCUGAUUCAAGGACUAUGGUCAGCUAUGUGGGCCGUACUAUAAGCUGGGUGUUUAGCAGCGUUUUCGUUCUUAUGCUCGGAUCCCUACUAACGGUAGGAGUCUGCAGCUACACCAACCUUUGCGCCAUUACGUUUAACGGAGUGGGUCCUAUUCACGAAGAAAUGAGGUCCCUAAUCACUCCUGAAAGAUUAGAGAAGAUCAGCACAGCUGCUGAUUUUGUUAAAACGGCGAUUAACAAAUAUCAGAAGAUUCAGCAAGUGACUGAUAAUGUUGGAGCCAGGCGACGAAGAUCGCUGUAGAAUAUUACAUUUCCUAUUUUUUAAUAAACAUAAUAUAUUGAAU
Molecule: messenger RNA, 1216 nt
Organism: Colias croceus (clouded yellow)
Lineage: Eukaryota; Metazoa; Arthropoda; Insecta; Lepidoptera; Pieridae
Exons: 6
Coding region: 301-1173 (290 amino acids)
Source: RefSeq, a predicted model, not a curated record